AUGACCACAGCUGAGUAUGCAAGUGAUAAUGCAACUGAGUUGGUUGAACUGUUUGAAGAUGCACAACAAUAUCAAAGAAUGAUUGGGAAACUAUUGUACUUAACCAUCACAAGACCGGACAUUGCCUAUAUUGUGCAAACAUUAAGCCAAUUCAUGCAAAGACCUAAGGUACAACACUGGAAUGCAGCAUUGAGAGCUCUUAGGUAUAUUAAGACACAACCAGGGUUAGGUUUAUUGAUGUCAUCAAAAAAGGACAUGAGAAUUACAGGGUAUUGUGAUGCUAAUUGGGCUUCUUGCCCAAACACAAGGAGAUUUGUAACAAGAUAUAUUCUAAAGCUUGGUCACUCUCUCAUUGCUUGGAAAUCCAAGAAGCAAGCAACAAUAACUAGAAGCUCAGCAGAAGCUGAAUAUAGAAGUUUGGCAGGUUUGACAGCUGAGGUGGUUUGGGUCACUAACUUGGCCAAAGAGUUGGAUAUCAAGAUUAAAGAUUGUUGCAAACCCUAUGUUCUAUGA
Messenger RNA from Solanum dulcamara, 513 nucleotides. Its product is annotated as secreted RxLR effector protein 161-like. The record is from RefSeq and is a predicted model, not a curated record. NCBI's taxonomy places the organism in Eukaryota, Viridiplantae, Streptophyta, Magnoliopsida, Solanales, Solanaceae. The transcript has a single exon. The coding region runs from base 1 to 513 and encodes 170 amino acids.